CUCUUCACCCUCUAUAAACUCACCCCUCCUCCAUUUCAACACUCACACCCUCUUCUUUCCCUCCCUCUCUCUCCAGAAAUUCAAAAUGUCACUCUUUAGAACAGUCUUCUCUCUCUUCACUCUUCUUCAAUUCAUUUCAGCUACCUCAGCUGAACAAACAGUUCAAACUCUAGAGCUAAACCCAGACAUCAUAAACCCUAGAAUCCCACCUUCCCCUAAAUCACUCUCCACCAACAAAAAAUUCGAGGGUUCUUCAAAUCUCGUCGACCUCAAAUACCACAUGGGCCCAGUUCUUUCCAAUUCCCCCAUUAACGUCUACAUUAUCUGGUAUGGCAAGUGGGCCAAAAGGCAACAGUCCCCUAUUCGAGACUUCCUUCACUCUAUCUCACCCUCUUCCGCCUCCUCCGCCGCCGCUUCGGCCAACACUCAGACGGUGUCAGACUGGUGGAAGACGGUGUCGUUAUACACUGACCAGACAGGAGCUAAUGUAUCAAGCAACCUCAUCGUUGCUGGAGAAUACUCCGAUCAUCGGUACUCCCGUGGGACCCACCUCACUCGGCUGUCCGUCCAGCAAGUUAUAGCUAACGGCGUUAAAAAGGCGCCGUUUCCCGUUGAUCAUAAAAACGGGAUCUACCUUAUAUUAACUUCCGAGGACGUUACUAUGCAGGAUUACUGCCGGGCAGUGUGUGGGUUCCACUACUUCACUUUCCCGUCGCUCGUGGGGUACACGCUCCCAUACGCGUGGAUUGGAAACUCGGGCAAGCAGUGCCCGGAGGUUUGCGCGUACCCGUUUGCCCUGCCCGCCUACAUGAGCGGUGGCGGGUUGGCGGCUCUCAAGCCGCCGAAUGGUGAUGUCGGAAUCGAUGGGAUGAUUAGUGUGAUUGGACAUGAAUUGGCUGAACUUUCAUCUAAUCCGUUGAUUAAUGCGUGGUAUGCUGGGGGAGAUCCGACGGCUCCUACUGAAAUUGGGGAUCUUUGUGAAGGAUUGUACGGAACGGGUGGAGGUGGUGGGUAUACGGGUCAAGUAAUGAGGGAUAGAAGUGGAAAGACGUUUAAUAUGUAUGGGAAAAAUGGAAGGAAGUUUUUGGUUCAGUGGAUUUGGAGCCCCGUUUUGAAAGCUUGUGUUGGUCCAAAUGCCUUGGACUAAACCAAUAAUUCAAAUUAUAUGAUUAGGAUAAUAUGAUUUAGUUUGUACGUAGUUAAUAAUUUUUGGAUUUUGAGCUAGGCGUUUUUUUUUUUUUUUUUUUUUACCAUGUAUAUUACUUUUACGGAGUAUAUGGUAAAUUAAGUA
Spinacia oleracea (spinach) is the source of this 1291-nucleotide messenger RNA. Its product is annotated as protein EXORDIUM-like 5. The coding region runs from base 86 to 1147 and encodes 353 amino acids. NCBI's taxonomy places the organism in Eukaryota, Viridiplantae, Streptophyta, Magnoliopsida, Caryophyllales, Amaranthaceae. The record is from RefSeq and is a predicted model, not a curated record. The transcript has a single exon.